GUUGGACAACCCUCGUUGGAUACACAGCUGUUCCGCGGAGUCAUGAACGAAAAUUAUUAUUAAAAUUGAAUUAGUUGAUUCAAAGAGGAUAGCCAGCAGGCGGCCAGAGGAGCAGCCAAGAUGCAGCGAGUCCAGGCCGACCAGAAGCCAGCCAGAAUGCACCAGCAUGCACAUACGCAUUCGCACGCGCACAGUUUGCAGCAUGCGGAGGAGAAGGAGCACAAUAGCAAUGAGAUGACGACCAACUUGUCGUCGACUGGUCGAAUUGCGGCCAGCAGCAGUGCCACGCCCAGCGCAGCAGCGGGAGGCGGGGCCAGCGAAGCACCCACUCCACCAAAGAGUCUGGCGCUCAAUCAGAACCAUCACUAUGCACCCGGUUCGGACACAUCCGGGGAACAGGAGGAGGAGCUGCUGGACUCGCGCUACGAGUGCGCCAUUUGCAUCGAUUGGCUAAAUGAGCCGGUGUUGACGUCGUGCGGCCAUCGAUUUUGUCGCAGCUGCCUCACCGCCUGGAUGCAGAAGAACAAUCAAUGCUGCCCCAUGGACAACAAGCGUCUGUCCGCCGAGCACGACAUCUUUCCGGACAACUACACGCGACGCGAGAUCGAGCAACUCAAGCGAGAUUGCCCCAACUCCUCGCUGGGCUGUUCAGUGGUUGCCUCGCCCAUCGAACUGCAUCGCCAUCUGCCCAGUUGUCCCUAUCGGCGGCAGCAGGAGCCGCAGGAGGAGAAGUGCCCGUUUGCCAAGAUCAAGUGCGACUUUGUGGGUCGACCGGAGACCAAUCAGUUGGAGGAGCACCUCAAGGCGGACAUGCCGCAUCACAUGCAGCUGAUGCUACAGGCAUUCCAGCAGACAGCCAUUGCCACCUGGCAGCCGCACAAGCCCAGCACAAGUGGUGCCAUGGAGAACGGCCAUGGCCAGCAGCAGCUGCCGCCACCGCCGCAAUAUGCCAAUGGUGUAGACGAGCAGAUUGUGCAAACGAUGUACCAGAGGAUUGUGGUGUUGGAACAGCGGACACGCGAGCAGGAGACGCGACUCGAGAAUAUGCAAAAGCAGCUGCGUCUGGCACGCCAGCAGGCGCCCGUGGAUCCGCGCUACAGCAAUGGCACGAUUGUGUGGCGCAUCGAGCAGCUGGGCGCCUUGGUGGCUCGCCUGCGGGCCAAUGCCAACAAUCAGGUGUACUCGCACGAGUGCUACACCUCGCCGCAUGGCUACAAGUUCUGUGCGCGGCUGAACAUUCAGCCGCGCAAACCGCAUGUGCUCAGUUUGCAUGUGCAUCUGAUGCAGUCGGAGAACGAUUACCACUUGGACUGGCCCUUCAAGGGUCGCAUCAAGUUGUGCAUGGUGCAUCCGGCGGAUGCGACGUUGUCGCAGCACGACACCAUCAUGACCAAGCCGGAGAUCCUGGCCUUCCACAAGCCACGCGAGGCGAUCAGCACACGGGGAUUCGGUUUCCUCGAGUAUGCCAACAUAUCGAACAUCAUACAGCUGGGCUUCUGCGCCGACGAUCGGCUGCUCAUCAAGAUCGAGAUCAAUAUUGUGUGAACUGGCAAUGGAAAAGGAACUGGAAACUCGGCGGCACUAAUGUCUUCCGAUUGCGUUGAGUUUGCAUCGAGGUGGAUCGAAUCAUAGGGGCCCAAAGGUAAACCGUGCAAGUAGAGAAAAAUAGCCAGGUAUUAGAAGUACAUGAGUACGCAUGGUAGCAAUCAUAGAAGAUAAUCCCAUCUCCAAGGAGUGCUAGCUAAUGCUUGACCUGUUAUCACCGAGGCAAUAUAGUUUAGAACCACUGAUAACAAGGCGACCCCGCGAUUUGUGUGGAAUUAGUCGAUCGAUCCACUUUAGUGAACUCGUGCGCCAACGUACAAUAUGCAAUACCCGAUAGCUGACACACACGUAUAUAUAUUUUAUAUAGACCUAUAUAUAUAUAGUAUACGAGAGACCGCUAAUAGUCACCGUCUAGCAAGCAUCACAUUAAGCAAUCUUGAUGAUAUUCCAAUACUAAUCGAUAUUAUUAUCCUAGUAUCCUAGAACUAUCUCUUAUUCUCUUUAUAUUCCUAGUUCUAUACUAUUACUAUUGGUUCUAGCGAACAAAAGUCAUUGCAGAUCACGUAGAUGCAUAGGUCUAUAAUUGGAAAACCUAGUUGGUCUUGGGUUUUCCCGUGAUACCUUAUCAAUGCAUUUUCAGUGCUUAAUUAAUCUUUAGUUUUCAAAACAUUCUCGUCAAUUUGAUUGAUUUUAACUAUAUUUGUAACUGAGUACGUCCACUUGGCAGAAAUGCCAGCCCUAUUUUAAACUAGUUUACUUAAUAUUCCAUCUAGAAUUAUGCUAGGUUUUAAUUCUUCAGUUUAUCGCUUCGAAAAACUGAAUAAUAAUUUAAAAUAUGUACCUUUUUGCAAACAACGAAGGAGAGGGAAUAUAUUUUUUUAACCUUUAUCGCAAAUGCCUCCGUUUAUGAUCACCAAUUUCGUUUGGAUAAAGAAAACACAAAGGCUGUAUGUAUUAUUUUUACCCCAAUACUUAACUUAGUCCAUAGCGAUACGAACUACAUGUUUAGAGCUAAGAAUCCCGGGUAGAAUGCACACGCUGGCAAGGAUUAGAGCCCAGACUCAUCUGGACUUCGAUCGCUGGCUGCUUGGAACCCUCUCCGUUUAGGAAACCCCAAUAAAGGACACUUUUGUACCGCCAA
This is a messenger RNA of Drosophila sechellia, 2686 nucleotides long. It is a transcript of the gene Traf6, whose product is annotated as TNF-receptor-associated factor 6. The record is from RefSeq and is a predicted model, not a curated record. The transcript has a single exon. Lineage: Eukaryota; Metazoa; Arthropoda; Insecta; Diptera; Drosophilidae. Gene Ontology annotation, molecular function: metal ion binding; ubiquitin protein ligase activity; tumor necrosis factor receptor binding. Gene Ontology annotation, cellular component: plasma membrane signaling receptor complex. Bases 121 to 1545 code for a protein of 474 amino acids. Gene Ontology annotation, biological process: lipopolysaccharide-mediated signaling pathway; regulation of canonical NF-kappaB signal transduction; innate immune response.